AUGGCUGGACCACAGUAUGACGACUUCGAUUCUGCUCCGAAACAAAGCCCAACACCAUCACAAGAUCAACCUUUAGACCGGCCUGGAGAACAGGUACAACCGUUGUCAGCUCACGAUACAUCAUCUCUUCCAGCCAAAGAUCAUAUACAGAAUGCCAGACUCAACCUUCGCCUCUUGUCCAUCUGUGUUGACGCUCUUCUUCUUAUAAUUAUCUCUUUAUUGGCAUCUAGUUCUAGUGAUGGAACAAUCUCCAUCAUAUUCUUCGGGGUUGUCACUACCCUUGCUCUGAUAUGGAACUUUGCGGACUCUAUUCACCUCUGGACCAGAAGAUACCACAGCUUUAGCCCCUCCAUACGAUUCUGCAUCGACCUUCCAUUAGCCGUUCUGUUUGCAAUCCUGUCACUCCUCAGCGGCUAUUUCGGUCCUGCGGAUCACCCAGUUUCCGGCUCGGCCCCAAGCACAGACGAGUCGCAUCUUGGGAGACGAGCCCUUGGAUGUUUCGGCAUCACCAAAGCUCUCGUUCAAUUGAUCCUAGUUUUCGUGGCUUACUACGAGAGAGCACAAGCAAAGCCAUCCACAUCACGAAGCAACUAUGCGAGGAAUGAGGCGGAUAUACCCAGAGAUGAGGAAGAAGGAUUGUUAUUUAGCGAAGAUUCUGUCUCGAACAGAUAG
Molecule: messenger RNA, 672 nt
Organism: Fusarium fujikuroi IMI 58289
Lineage: Eukaryota; Fungi; Ascomycota; Sordariomycetes; Hypocreales; Nectriaceae
Exons: 3
Coding region: 1-672 (223 amino acids)
Source: RefSeq, a predicted model, not a curated record